This is a messenger RNA of Leishmania braziliensis MHOM/BR/75/M2904, 381 nucleotides long. RefSeq lists its product as hypothetical. NCBI's taxonomy places the organism in Eukaryota, Euglenozoa, Kinetoplastea, Trypanosomatida, Trypanosomatidae. The coding region runs from base 1 to 381 and encodes 126 amino acids. The transcript has a single exon. The record is from RefSeq and is a predicted model, not a curated record.
AUGCUGCGCCGCACUCAAGCUUUUCUCUUCCGCCGCACGCCGGCGCGCCUCAGCGGCGGAGAGCUCUACCACCCGCCAAAACUGGAGGACAUCCCACCGUCCUCGGCCACGAAAGGCUUCUUCGGUGCCUACAACGGCGGCCUCACCGUGCUUCGCUUUGUCGACAUUAAGUGGAUGAUGAACCGCGCCGUUGAGUUGGGUCGAGAGUAUUACAUCUCCGCCCCCACUCUGUACCUCUUUCUGUGGAUGUUCUGCUGGAAAGGCUUUGUAAUCAUGCGUUACGGCGACGGCAAGCCGCCGCGCCGGGUAGACUGGAACACCGAGGAGGCCGGCUACCUACCUAAGGGCUUCGAGCAGACGAAGGUCACCAAGGCCAUUUAA